Molecule: messenger RNA, 427 nt
Organism: Entrophospora candida
Lineage: Eukaryota; Fungi; Glomeromycota; Glomeromycetes; Entrophosporales; Entrophosporaceae
Source: the annotation of a GenBank genome assembly
UUAUAUUUGAUGAAACUCAAAAUGCUAUUGAAGUAUACAAAGAUAAGUUUUAUUCAUCAGAUCAUAACACUAGAAGACCAUUGUAUACAAUUUUACUUUGUUCAAUUGAAUGGCUUUAUAUGAAUAAUGUUGGUGUCAUCAUGUCUGGGACAGGAUUAAAAGUGGAAACCAUUGAGAAGAGUUCAGGUAGCUUUGUUGCUAAACCAGGUGGACUUCUUACUACUGAAGAUUUUUUUGGUGUUAUUGGUGGAUUUAAGAGUAUAAAUGAAAUGCAUGACUUUAUCCAAAAUUUCUUACCCUUAUCAAAAGAACAAUUGGAAAAAAUUUUUAUCAUUAUGCAAGGCCAAUAUCAUUUUACUAUUAAGCUUCUGGAAGUUAUAUUAAAAAAUGAAGAACAUUGCACAAUUGAUGAUGGAAUAGAAAGAUG